Molecule: messenger RNA, 1330 nt
Organism: Alternaria rosae
Lineage: Eukaryota; Fungi; Ascomycota; Dothideomycetes; Pleosporales; Pleosporaceae
Exons: 1
Coding region: 419-997 (192 amino acids)
Source: RefSeq, a predicted model, not a curated record
GCGCAAGGUUUACCUUUGCUUUCAACCCUACCCGUGCGCCACAGCGGUCCAGAUCGACGACCGGCUCUUGCUCCUUUUCUUUUCUUUUCUUCUUUGUCAACGGACCUAGCUAGCUAAGCUCGUGGUUUUCUCCGCACGUUGGAGCGGUGCGGUGUUGUUGCAGAUGCAAGUGCAUAGUGUUGUCAUGAUGUAGUGAAAACGGGUGCGGAGUAUAGUGUUUAGUGCUGCAUGUGGAGAGUGAGUGUGGGGUGUGUUGGCAGAAGUCAUUCAUCAUUUUCGCGAAGAAGCUACUGCAAUAGUAAAGCCAGCUGUAGUGUGCGCAUGGUAACGCUUGGAAGAACACGAGGUUAGGACGGAAGCUAGCCACGUCAACGUGGUCGGCCAGAGAUUAGCUGGAAAUGUCACUGUUCAAAUUACCAUGUCUGCAUGUCUGCCGUGCGCAUGCGUUGCGGCGUGCGGCGGCGUUGCGGCUCCGAGGAAGUGGUUGAGAGGCAGCGUAGCUCGUGCUCUCGAGACGAAGAUCGUGAACGGCUGCGUCGAUCGGGCUGCAAGGCCAGCCCGCUCCCAACCCAUCGCCCCUUUCCACCCGCCAGUCCAGUCUCCUGAGCGACGGGGAAAAUAUCUUCUGUGCUCAUCAUCACGGUGGUCAGAGCAUGGAAGCAUCGAGAAGGAGUUUGUGUGGAAAUUUGACUUCCAAAUCUGCGCAAUCGUGGCGCUGAAGUCGUGUGGUAUCAUUUCUAAGUGUUUGUUGAGUGGUAUCUUCCUGAUGAUUAACCUUAUCCCACGCCAUGCCCAUGCCCAUUUACCCACAACAAGCCAAAGAGUGAACAUGCGCCAAUGCCCACCCCAUCUUCCUUGCAAGACUAGCAUGCAAGACCGGGCCGGCCCACGUAUAGAAGUGAAGAGAAAAAGAUUGCACCAAACCAUGUCCUGCAUCGAAGCGAAAUUGAUCGUCCUCUAUUGGAAGGAGGAGACGAAAGAAAGAAAACAACCCUAAAAGUCAACAGCCGACCGCCCAUGCGGAAACCCCGCACCGCAGGCUCGGCAAUUGAAAACAAUGCUAUGCAAAGCAGUUUUGUGUUGUCGUCGCGUCGUUAAGAGGUCGCUAACAAAGGAAAUAAGAGAGAACAGUAGAAGCUUUGUACAGGUAAUGAUCGAGCGAUGAAGCUCAAGAAGCAAGUCUAUGGGAUAUCGCCAAGAUGCAGUAACUAAGGUCAAAGUUUGCUCGCCGGCAAACGAUCCUUGUUGGUCCCCCAUGGUUGAGUAUUGCGCCGAUGACCGAUGUGAAAACAAAGUAUUGGUUGUAGAAAACGGGUAUAUGCUAGAAGCG